Sycon ciliatum is the source of this 1290-nucleotide messenger RNA. RefSeq names its product MIP18 family protein galla-2-like. The transcript is spliced from 5 exons. Gene Ontology annotation, biological process: iron-sulfur cluster assembly. The record is from RefSeq and is a predicted model, not a curated record. Gene Ontology annotation, cellular component: cytosolic [4Fe-4S] assembly targeting complex. NCBI's taxonomy places the organism in Eukaryota, Metazoa, Porifera, Calcarea, Leucosolenida, Sycettidae. Bases 248 to 730 code for a protein of 160 amino acids.
GAAGAUUAGUUGUCUUUUUUUUUGUCAAUUGCAGUGGGCCACUUGCAUUUUGAUGACUCCUUCCUUGCGCUGCACGAGAGACAAUAAUUAUUACAAGAGCCAAAGAGCUGUUGUGUUAGUGAGUUGCUUGACUCGUAGAUGUACUUUGUAUGCAGCGUAGCACAGUAUAGCCUGAUGUAGGCUCUUCGUAAAACAUUUCUAUUAAUUUUAAUAGUGAAGUACAAUAGUAGUUUCAAAACAGCAGACAAUGGCUGGUCAGCAACGCCUCGAUAACGCCAAUCCGAACGUAUUUGCGAAGACUUCUGAGCGCAUAGUAACCAGCCAGGAAGAGGAUGACGAUACCGUUGAUGAAUUCGAUCGGAGAGAAAUAUUUGACCUUAUCCGUGGGAUAAACGAUCCGGAACAUCCAUUCUCGUUAGAAGAGCUCAAUGUUCUGCGAGAGUCUCAUGUCGAAGUGGAUAACACUCGCAACUGCAUCAAGGUGGUUUUCACGCCGACAAUUCCCCAUUGCAGCAUGGCCACGUUGAUAGGACUGUCAAUUCGUGUCAAGCUUUUGCGGGCCCUCCCACCGCGAUUUAAGGUGGAUAUUAGCAUUGAGCCUGGAACACAUGCAUCUGAGCUUGCAGUGAACAAGCAACUUGGUGACAAGGAGCGGGUGGCAGCGGCCCUGGAGAACAAUCAUCUUCUGGAUGUAGUCAACCAAUGCCUAGCAGGAAAGGAAGCUAGUUGAUUUCUCGCUCCAUGACAUAGCCUUGAGUUCUAUAAUCAUGAUACCUUCACACAGUUUAGCUAACAUGUACAUUGCCUGAUUUUAGAUGACUCUUGCUGGACAAAUCAUCUCCAAUGAAGAUUUUCAUACAUUGUCAUACUCUCACUCCAUUCACAACAGCCAUUGCUUUUCUGUUCGCAUGUCCACGGUAGACUUAUUAGCCAUUCACGUCAGUAUCAAAAACUAUCAAUGCCACAAUACAUACUGAGCAAAAGUGUUUGCCCAAGCCAUGUUACCUAGAGAUCAGCAAGAAAAGCAGUAACAAUAUCCACAGCCUAAAGCCUGAUUCAUACUUCAUUUCGUGUACGGAAAAAAAGUUUACUUGAGUUCACCUUGUUUGGCCCAUCACGCGACCAUCAUCACACUCUUUAGACCCAAGCUGUGUUCGUUUUGUUUCUCGAACGCUGAUCUCUAACCAUUUCUGUAGAUCAUCGAUGCAAAGUCAGUGUACUACGCAUGUUUGCAACAUUCAUGAUAGGAUUCAUAAUUUUGAGGGAAACAGCUGCAUACAUGUACAGACA